Kwoniella shivajii is the source of this 1125-nucleotide messenger RNA. RefSeq lists its product as uncharacterized. Gene Ontology annotation, cellular component: mitochondrial inner membrane. The transcript is spliced from 6 exons. Gene Ontology annotation, molecular function: phosphate transmembrane transporter activity. Gene Ontology annotation, biological process: mitochondrial phosphate ion transmembrane transport. The record is from RefSeq and is a predicted model, not a curated record. The coding region runs from base 1 to 1125 and encodes 374 amino acids. NCBI's taxonomy places the organism in Eukaryota, Fungi, Basidiomycota, Tremellomycetes, Tremellales, Cryptococcaceae.
AUGUCACCUUACAGACCCAACCCUUUCUUUUCCACCACCAACACCUUCUUCGUCCCUUCAGUAGGUGACCGAGUAGACAGCGCCGUCGCUCAAGCUCAAGCUUACGGCAAAGAUGCUCAAGCAAAAGCCAACGAGUUAGCUCACAAGGCAGACUUGAAAUUCCAAGAUGCUAAAGAGGCCGUAAAGGACACAGCUAAGGAUGCUACUGGAAACACACCUACCGGUAUCGAUCUUUACUCCAGAUUCGCCCUUGCUGGUGCUCUCGGUUGUGCUAUCACUCACGGUGCUCUUACCCCCGUUGAUGUCGUGAAAACCAGAAUCCAACUCGAACCCGAGGUCUACAAUAAGGGUAUGGUCGGUGGUUUCAGACAAAUCAUCGCUGCUGAGGGUGCUGGUGCCCUUCUUACCGGUUUCGGUCCUACUGCUGUCGGUUACGCCAUCCAAGGUGCCUUCAAAUUCGGAGGUUACGAGUUCUGGAAGAAGAAGGCUAUCGACGUUCUUGGUGUUGACAAAGCACGGGAGAACAGACAAGCCGUCUACCUCGGAGCUUCAGGUAUUGCUGAAUUCUUCGCCGAUAUCGCCCUUUGUCCUCUCGAAGCCACUCGAAUCCGAUUGGUAUCUCAACCCUCAUUCGCCAACGGUCUCGCUUCAGGUUUCCUCAGAAUCGCUCGAGAGGAAGGUCCCGGUGCAUUCUACGCUGGUUUCGGUCCCAUCCUAUUCAAACAAGUUCCUUACACCAUGGCUAAAUUCGCUGUCUUUGAAGUCGCUUCCGAGAAGAUCCUCCAAUCUACCGGAAAAUCCAAGGACUCUCUCACCGGUGGACAACAAACUGGUCUAAACCUUUCUGCUGGUUUGAUCGCUGGUAUGGCCGCCGCCGUUAUCUCUCAACCCGCCGAUACUUUGCUCUCCAAGAUCAACAAAUCAAAGGGAGCACCCGGUCAAUCUACCACCUCCAGACUUAUCCAAAUGUCAGGCCAACUCGGUGUCAAAGGUCUUUUCACCGGUAUGAGUGCAAGAUUAGUCAUGAUUGGUACCCUUACCGCCGGGCAAUUCUUAAUCUAUGGCGAUAUAAAAAAAGCGCUCAAUGCCACUGGAGGAGUCGAAAUAGCUGCUAUCCCCAAAUAA